AUGGCUCGUUCGGUCACACAACUCUUGCCAAAACUCUUCCUCCUGAUCACCUUCCUGAGCAUAGCCAGCUCCUACCCCACCGCCACCAACCGCCUCCUCCUCCUACCCCGCGAUCCCAAAGACUGCACCGCCCCGGACGCCAACUGCACGUGCCAGGAGUGGACCUUUGCGUCCAAGGACUGGACGGUGGCCAACUUUGCCUACCGCAUCUCGGUCCCCGUCUUCACCCCGCAAGACGAACAAGAAGAAGAAGAAGAAGAAGCCUCGCGGCUGGAGCCGGUCCCGUUCGCCAGCCUCGUCACCUUUGUCGUUCAGAACAAGGCGCUCGACUACAACGCCGUCUGCAACGCCACCAGCACCGGACAGGACCAACAGGACGCCGACGCCUCGUUCGACGGCGAGGAGUGGUACGACUGCGUCCAGGACAAGGCCGGCGAGGAAGGCGUGACGAGCUUCAGCUACGACAGGGCCAGAGACAGGCUCGAGGUCAAGCAGACCUGGGAGUGCCUCCACGAGGGAUACUUCUACAGAUACAAGGCCACCGGCGGUGCCGAGGCCAAGGUCGUGUGUGCCGAGGCCGAGUGGGAGAACCCGGACUGGAAGGAAGGGCAGACCUACCAGCUGAACAUUACAGAGUGCCAGGCCAAGCACCGCCCUAUGCAGGUGCCAUGGACAGAGAUAACAGGGAGCUGA
Pyricularia pennisetigena is the source of this 693-nucleotide messenger RNA. RefSeq lists its product as uncharacterized. Lineage: Eukaryota; Fungi; Ascomycota; Sordariomycetes; Magnaporthales; Pyriculariaceae. The coding region runs from base 1 to 693 and encodes 230 amino acids. The record is from RefSeq and is a predicted model, not a curated record. The transcript is spliced from 2 exons.